AUGCAAUCUGCGAUUUCUCCGUCACAAUCACAAAUUAUAUCUUCCACUUUUGAGCAAAACUGUCUUUAUGUUGAUCGUUUUUCCAGUUCGUAUUCGUUGCUUGGUGCAUUAGCGCUAUCUGGUAGUUAUAUGACGGACUGGUUAGAAAUCGCGGCCAGUAUCCUUCUGUGGAUGGCAAUUUCAAAUACAGUUUUGUACCUGGGAGCUGCUCUGGUUGCUUUACUCAUGAUGCGUCGACAUCCAUACGUUAUACUGUUUAUACAUCCUCUUGCAGCAAUGUGCGUCAUUGGUCCAGUGACAGUUGGGCUGACAACGUCACUAGUGUUGGCGUACGCUCUUUCUGCAUCUGAUAAGGAGAUCAGUCCUUGGCACUGUAUGGUGCUAGGCAUCUUUCAAAGUAUUAUGUUAGUCUUUGUGUCUUUUAGUAGAUUAUUAGGCACCUUGUAA
Molecule: messenger RNA, 447 nt
Organism: Angiostrongylus costaricensis
Lineage: Eukaryota; Metazoa; Nematoda; Chromadorea; Rhabditida; Metastrongylidae
Source: the annotation of a GenBank genome assembly